Pungitius pungitius (ninespine stickleback) is the source of this 3436-nucleotide messenger RNA. RefSeq names its product sodium- and chloride-dependent GABA transporter 1-like. The record is from RefSeq and is a predicted model, not a curated record. Gene Ontology annotation, molecular function: gamma-aminobutyric acid:sodium:chloride symporter activity. Lineage: Eukaryota; Metazoa; Chordata; Actinopteri; Perciformes; Gasterosteidae. Gene Ontology annotation, cellular component: plasma membrane. Gene Ontology annotation, biological process: sodium ion transmembrane transport; neurotransmitter transport. The transcript is spliced from 15 exons. Bases 467 to 2260 code for a protein of 597 amino acids.
UUGGGCGAUCGACAUAUCGCCCACGGCCUCGAGGGGCCUCAAUAGUCCGAACUGAGCAGCAAUCAAAGUAGACACAGGUCGAACUUUAUUACCAAGCGCUCGAUAGUAGCUGCUGGGAACAACCGCAUGUCCUCAAAAGUACAGAAGGCUUUACAGGAAGAAGUAGCAGCAUCAAAAACAGCUCUGCGGGUAGCGGAUACUUUGUGGCUUUUUCUUUUUGACUCAAAGAUGAUUUUUUUCCCUCUGGACGUUAAGUGGAAGAUUGAAGACUUUUGCGGUGCAGUCGUAGAGCCCCGAAGCUCAGGACCUGACGGAGGACUUGGACAUUUCUGAGCAUUGACCUCAUUCGAGCCGAAACCUCGGAGUGAGACGCCGACCGACGCUGAGAUUUCAUCCCCCCCCCCCAUCCCCCGUUACAGGCCGCGAGGACGCACUGACCCCCCUGCCGGUCUGCAGUGGUCCCACCAUGGGGAAGACUGGGAAAAAUACAGUGGAUUUAAACUCCCCAACAGAGGUCAAUCAAGCUGUUCCCUUCGUGGAGCUGGAUCCCGCGGCGCACCCUGCGGACGACGAGAAGAAGAAGGAAGAGCCGCCCGACAGGGGAAGUUGGAAGGGGAAGUUCGAUUUCCUUCUGUCGUGCGUGGGGUACGCCAUUGGCCUGGGGAAUGUCUGGAGGUUUCCUUACCUGUGUGGCAAGAAUGGCGGAGGGGCCUUUCUGAUCCCGUACUUUUUGACCCUUGUGUUUGCGGGGAUUCCUCUCUUCUUCCUGGAGACGGCUCUGGGACAGUUCACCUCGGUAGGAGGCCUGGGGGUGUGGAGGCUCAUGCCUAUGAUGAAAGGUGUUGGUUUAGCUUCAGUAGUUCUGUCUUUCUGGCUCAACAUCUACUAUAUUAUCAUCAUUGCCUGGGCGCUCUACUACCUAUUCAACUCCUUUGGUUCGGAGCUGCCUUGGCAGAGCUGCGAUAACCCCUGGAACACAGAGAAAUGCUUUUGCAACUACAGUCUGACCGACACAACAAACCUGACCAGUGCGGUCACAGAGUUCUGGGAGCGGAACAUGCACCAGCUCACCAACGGUCUGGAGGAGCCGGGCGAGGUCCGCUGGCCCUUGGUGGGCACCCUGGCGCUGGCGUGGGUCCUCGUCUAUUUCUCAAUCUGGAAAGGAGUGGAGUGGACGGGGAAGGUGGUGUAUUUCUCCGCCACCUAUCCCUACGUCAUGCUGUUCAUCCUCUUCUUCCGCGGGCUCACUCUGCCCGGAGCCAUCGACGGUAUCCUCUUCUACAUCACGCCCGACUUCUACAAGCUCACCCGCUCCGAGGUGUGGCUGGACGCGGCGACUCAGAUCUUCUUCUCCUACGGCCUGGGCCUGGGUUCGCUCAUCGCGCUGGGGAGCUACAACACUUACAAUAACGACGUGUACAGGGACUCCAUCAUUGUGUGCAUCAUCAACUCCUGCACCAGCAUGUUUGCUGGCUUCGUCAUCUUCUCCAUCGUGGGCUUCAUGUCCCAUAUAACCAAGAAGCCCGUCAAGGAACUGGCAGCAUCAGGUCCGGGCCUGGCGUUUUUGGCUUACCCCCAGGCGGUCACCCAGCUGCCCAUGUCGUCUCUGUGGGCCAUCCUCUUCUUCUCCAUGCUCAUGAUGCUGGGCCUGGACAGUCAGUUCUGCACAGUGGAAGGCUUCGUCACCGCCCUGAUGGAUGAAUAUCCCCUGGUGCUGAGGAAGAGGAAGAAGAUCUUCAUCCUGCUUGUCUGCUUAGUGUCCUUCGUCAUCGGCAUCUCCAACAUCACACAGGGCGGCCUCUACGUGUUCAAGCUGUUCGAUUACUACUCGGCCAGCGGGAUGUGUCUCCUCUACCUCGUCUUCUUCGAAACGGUGUCCAUAUCCUGGUUUUACGGAGCUGACAGGUUCUAUGACAACAUCGAGGACAUGAUCGGCUAUCGGCCAUGUGGCUGGUGGAAGCUCUGUUGGAAGUUCUUCACGCCGCUGAUCUGCCUGGGGGUGUUUACCUUCAGUGCCAUUGAGAUGACCCCGCUGACCUUGGGGAAGUAUGUCUACCCGCUGUGGGGCCAGGUGAUUGGCUGGUUCAUGGCUCUGUCCUCAAUGAUACUCGUCCCGGGUUACUUCGUCUUCAUGUUCUGCGUCAGCAAGGGAAACAUCAAACAGCGUUGGCGGAAGAUGACGACUUCCAGCGAGGAUCAGAAGCCGUCGGAGCGCGAGGAAUCGGGACACACGGGGAGCGUGGGCGAAGCGCUUGUCUAGCGAGGAUCGUUCAGGUGGAAAUGAUUCCCGUCUGCCAGGAAAAAAAUGGACGGAUCGAGUGUUGUUCAGCAUUUUACUAUGAUGUUUUCUUCAAUUUGAAAGUGUGCCGGAAUAAUAAUGUGCCAAAUGUAGAAAACAGGGCUUUUCAAUUAUUGAUACAUGUAGAGGAUACGUUUCAUUUUGCAGUUAAAAGAGUGAACUGUGACUACAAAUUGAACCUUAUAGAUCAGCAGCAAACCUCCACCCGUAAGCCACAUGUGUACCGUUAACGUUUAGAUCUAUAUUGUACUUGUCAAAAUCACCGUUUUUUUGUCUACAAACUCACCACAUGCGACCUGAAUGUUGUGGUACGGAAAGCAUUAGAAAAAUCUGGUAAAACUUGAUUUCAGGUGUAUAACUGUAAUCAAUCGAAGAUGAUUCGCUUGCUGUCGCUUAAUAAACCAACCAGCCAAACUCUGUGAUAUUUUGUCGUGCAAUAAAUGUGUCGGUCAUUGGGUUGCAGUUGUUGUCUUUAAUGAUCACAACAAUCUAGAAUGGAAUACUAAUAUGAUGGGAGUUGUACAGGCUUUCCCAAUUUUUAAAUUAAAUUAUUAUAUUAUGCUUUCGUUACUUUAAAGAGAUGUUUGUCCGACAGAACGCGCAUUUUAGUCAGUUUGGGAAAUAUGUGAAAUGUGUGGUAUUUGCCCUGACCUUACUCCAGGUUAUUUAAUGUUGUAACUGCAGAGAUGUGUGUUUAUGCUUUAGCCCAGCUUCACUGGAGAACCACUUUAACAAUUUACUACCAUGGGACAAGCUACAGUAGUAAAGAAAAUAACGAUUCGUUUUAACCUGCAAUUACUUAUUGGCCACAUGGGGGCAGCAGAAACACAACAUUGCAUUAUAGUACAGAAUUUCCUUUUAAAGGUGACCAAUUAACACAUCCACUAGACACAUGAGGCUUUUUUAUCAUCCUUUUUUUUUUUAACACCAAAGAGCUUCCGGCUGCUGAUUGGAAAUGACACUGAUGAGAUUAGAUAUUUCCCAAAACAUUAAAGCUGGAAACCAAAACAAUCAGCUGAGAGUCUGUGGGUUUGUUUUUGGAUUUCAGCCCCUUUGACAUUGUCACAUUUGUUAAUUAAAAUAUAUUGAUCAUAGUUGAUUUAUCUGUGUUGAUGCUAUGCGUACUUUGCAUACUUU